AGUUUCAAAAUGGCGAACAGGAAGCCCACUGUUUUAGUCACAGGUUUUGGUCCCUUUGGUCCUCACAAAGUUAAUUCUAGUAUGCAGGCUGUAAAGGUAUGUCAGGCACUCGCAGCAUCAGACAUAACAAAAUAUGUUAAUCUAGUCACUGAAGAGAUUCCAGUAAUAUAUGAAUAUGUUGAGAAAAAUAUACCAAACUUGUGGAAAAAGCAUCGCCCCCAGUUGUGCAUCCAUGCUGGAGUUAAUGGGUUAUCCAAGACAGUUUUACUUGAAAAAUGUGCUCACAAUGAUGGGUAUCAGAGAAUGUGUGAUGUUGACCAGAAAUUCCAUAAAACAAACCAUUGCAUUCCAGGUGCACCUAAUGUGAUGCAUACAGAUGUGGACUUGGAAGCCAUUUGUGCCAAAGCAAGACAAGUUGGCAGUCCAUGUGAAAUCUGCUUGUCUGAUGAUGCUGGAAGGUAUCUAUGUGACUUCACAUACUACACAUCACUUUACCAUGGAGAUAGUCCAACAGUCUUUAUUCACCUUCCACCCAUGGAGGGUCCUUAUACAGUUCAAGAAAUGGAAGAAACACUUCGAAUUUUAAUUCUUACAAUAUUGGAUGAACUGAGAAACUGCAAGCACUCUAGAAAAUCAAAUCGAAAGCUAUAAUGAAUUCAAAAACUAUUCUUUAUUCAGAAGACCGUGUGACAAUUUUUAUCAUAAUUUUUACGGAUUUCUUUAGAGGUAGUUAUAAUGAAUUUUCUUUCAAUAUUCUUGCUAGUACAGCAUGUUACAAGCAAGCACUGUCCUUGAAAAAGUAUGAAAAAAUCAAGCCAUUCACAUUUCUUUUUUUUAUUUUGUAAAUGAAAUAAAAAAGAAAUGCCCUAUAAAAUGGGGCAGUAGGUACUAAGAAAAAAAGCUUAAACUUUUCUUCAAAUGCAUGAAAGAUCUUAGAAUGAGUAUUGAAAGACACCAUCACAAGAAUAGAGUACACUAGAAAAUAUGUCAAGCACGCAGUGGCUCGAAAAAUUGCCAUUAUUUGUAUUUUAACAAAAACUCACUGUAUGAAUUAUUAUAUCAACAACUGCACCAAAUUAAUGAACUUUGCCAAUCCAUGUGUACAUAAAUAAUUUGUUUUUAAAUUAUACAUUAUCAGAUUAGAAAAUAACACAAACAGCAAUAAUAAUUAAAUCAAAUCACAGUAAUUGUAAAGUCUAUAAAUCUAUAGUUUAUAUUUAAAAGUCAUCACUCCUUGUAUAUGUAACAUGUACUACCACUACAUUCACUGUUUUUGACAGUUCGAUUCAAGUUCAAAUCCCUUGCUUUUGGAAUAAGGAAAGCUUAGAAAUAUAAAUGUACAUGUCUAGAUAUAUGGUAGCCUCCUGCUGGUAAAAUAUAAAAACCUGGUUCAUAUAGACCAAUUUCAAAACUCGCACCGAUGUGAGGCUUAAGUUGUGAACAAAGGGAUCUGGCGUGACUCAAAGUAAGCUGGCGUGAUUCAAAAGUCACGAAUCACGCCAGAUUCCUUUGUUCACAACUUAAGCCUCACAUCGGUAUGAGUUUUAAAUUUGGUCUAUGAGCAACUCCAGCACAACACAAGCAAUGAUCACACAUGAAAUGCAAAUAAAAUGCAACCAAAUUAAAAUA
Molecule: messenger RNA, 1629 nt
Organism: Actinia tenebrosa (Australian red waratah sea anemone)
Lineage: Eukaryota; Metazoa; Cnidaria; Anthozoa; Actiniaria; Actiniidae
Product: pyroglutamyl-peptidase 1
Biological process (GO): proteolysis
Cellular component (GO): cytosol
Molecular function (GO): pyroglutamyl-peptidase activity
Source: RefSeq, a predicted model, not a curated record